Molecule: messenger RNA, 3132 nt
Organism: Drosophila suzukii
Lineage: Eukaryota; Metazoa; Arthropoda; Insecta; Diptera; Drosophilidae
Gene: dpr6
Product: defective proboscis extension response 6
Biological process (GO): synapse organization
Cellular component (GO): neuron projection membrane
Source: RefSeq, a predicted model, not a curated record
AGUUUUUCCAUUCAGUUCGUGAGGCGCUGGCUGAGCAAAAACGUCAUGUUCACGGAUGUUUCAUCAGUUUUCGGCUAGCUACGUGAAACGUGCGCAAAACCCAAAUCGAAACUUGAGCCAUUAUAGUAAAAAGUGCUAAACACUAAAAAAACCUUAAUGGUAAUUCCACUCUUUUUAAGCUGAAAGGGAAGAAAAAGUAUUCAAAGUGUGACAGCUGAUUGGCCAUAAAAAAGGAACCGGAAAUGAAUACAAUUCAUUAUUUUUGAGGCAAUAACGCCCUGCUAAAUCAAUAAACAAGCCGGAAAAACAAUAAAUUCGUAAUACCACAAAAACGUUUACAAACAAAUGAUGCGUAAAUCGAAUACAUUGAUAAAGUGUUUUAAAUCCUGCAAGGGAAAUAGAGUUUUUUAGUGAGCCUUUCAGCUGAUUGGUAAAACAAAUCAAAUAGGAAACGGCUGAGUUUUAUUAUUAUUCUGGCAAUCGCUCUCUGCUAAAUCAAUAAAUAGAAAGGAAUUUAAUUCCAGCAUUCCUUGGUAUCCCCAAAACAGUAACGGACAUAAAUGUAAACGCAUUCAGAGUGUUGAAAAGCCCAAAAGGCCGGCCAGUGGUUCAAAAAGCCGGAGAACAGAAGCCAAGCCUCUGCUCUUAUCGUGUUGUUAUUGUCGAAACGGGGUCAAAAGUUCGUGUCUCACUCGCUAAUUCAACCACACAAAACACACACACUCGCACACCACCCAGAUAACGCUUCCUCAAGUGCAACCAAAGACACUGCGUCGCCCGUCUGGCAGAUAAGCAUGAAAAAAGCAUAAGAAAAGCAAAGGAAAAGCAAGAGAAAAGCAGACAAAGGCAUUAGACAAGUGCCAAGUAACUCAAAACUGCAGCCGGAGUGGAGGCUUAGGCCUACCGAAACACACGGAAAACCCAACCGAAAAACAACACCAAAUACUAGACCAAACUAAACUAGGCCAAUUCGCGGCGAGGCGGGGGUAAAAACGCCGAGGAAAAGUGCUCUGGAAAUGUAGAGAAGUAAAAUAAAAUAAAAAUAAAACAAUAGAAGCAGCUCCCUGGCCAUUUGUCAAUGACUGGGCCACUCGCGUGACUGCCGAUUCUUGGGGAAAGUGGAAUAACUGUAGCCGAAACAGACUCCGGAACAAGGACUACUCCGAAAAUUGGUGGCCACAUUUCGUGUACGACGGCAUAAAACAGAAGCGGCAAAUAGAAAAGCCAAACGGCGGCUAAGUUGCUUUUGUCUGCCUUCGGGGGAGGCGUUGGAGGCGGAGGAGGAGGAGGAGUUGGCCUGGCAAUUGGCCAAGUUAAUAGAGAGCCGGGGGGGCCGAUAAUGACGUUGCUGGAGCUGCUGCCGCCCAUGCUGAUGAUGAGGCUGCUAACUUGGUUAUUGCUACCAGCCUAGAGACACAGGACCAGAAACAGAGGCCAGUUACCCAGACCCUUCAGACCCUUCAAGCCCAGCGGACCCACCAACAGCCCCACCAGACAGACAACAAAAACAAAGUCUGAAGCUGCAGCGCGGGGCUUACUGCAUUUCCGCAUCUUGUUCCUGUCGCCGCCCGUCGCUGUCAUCGUUAUAGCCAUAUAGCCCCCGUCAUUGCCACAGCCGGAGUCACCAUGCCCAUGGCCCAUCCACUGCCGCUCUGCGUGGCCUGGCUGCUGCUCCUCGUCGUGAUUGUGAUGAGCGACAUGACAAAUGGCGGUGUGCAGGGACCCAUCGAGGGCUACAACUCGCUGGACGACCUGCUGACAACCACGCCGACUCCCGGCCAGGCGGCCCUGCUCCUGCCCACCGCGCCCACCGCCGCCUACACCCAUCCCAAGUGGAUGGAGCCCUACUUCGAUCCCUCGACGCCGCGCAAUGUCACCGCCCUCAUGGGCAAGUCCGCCUAUCUCAGCUGCCGUGUGCGCAAUUUGGCCAACAAAACGGUGUCCUGGAUUCGGCACCGCGACAUCCACAUACUGACGGUGGGCUCGUACACCUACACCUCCGACCAGCGGUUCCAGGCCACCCAUCACCAGGACACCGAGGACUGGACCCUGCAGAUAAAGUGGGCUCAGAAGCGGGACGCCGGGAUGUACGAGUGCCAGAUAUCUACGCAGCCGGUGCGCAGCUAUUUCGUACGCCUGAAUGUUGUGGUGCCAACGGCCACCAUCCUGGGAGGUCCUGACCUUCACGUUGAUAAAGGCAGCACCAUAAAUCUCACUUGCACUGUAAAGUUCAGCCCCGAACCGCCGGCCUACAUCUUUUGGUAUCACCACGAGGAGGUCAUUAAUUAUGAUUCAUCAAGAGGCGGCGUGUCGGUAAUUACCGAAAAGGGCGAUGUGACAACCUCAUUUCUGCUCAUACAGAAUGCAGAUCUGGCCGAUUCGGGCAAAUACUCCUGUGCGCCCUCCAAUGCAGAUGUGGCCAGUGUGCGUGUGCAUGUCCUAAAUGUUCGGGCCAUAAUUUCAGGUGAACAUCCGGAGGCAAUGCAAACCGGCUCUUCCGGUUGUCAGUACAAUUGGCUGACAAUCGUCCUGCUCCUGGGCCUCGUCCUUUGCUACAGUCAACAGUGCAGCUCCGGCGCAGUGGCAGCAUCAUUAACAUGGCCAUUACCAUUACCAUCACAAUUACCAUUACCGGCGGCAGCAGCAGCGGCAGCGGGAGAAAGUGCAUCAAGUGAAAGUGUGGCAGCCGCAGCGGCAGAAGCAGCAGCAGCCGCAACAACAACAACGAGAAAGCGGUGUCCUGCGGUCAAAAGUUGUCGCCAGGCCACCGGCCAUGUCCUGGCCAAAAGGUCCUGUCACAGAUGAUCAACUGAAGGCCACAGCAGCCCCAACUAAAUAGAGUAAUUUAAGGAGCCACAUGAAAUGUGUGCGAGUGAGUGUUCGACUAAGUAUCCACUGAGUGUGUGAAUGAUCGUUUGAGUGUCGGCUAUUCAGCCCUCUAAAAUGUCAGUUUUAAACUUGUACUCAAGAACAACAUUGUGGAACAAUGGCGCAGUGAUGAGUUUUAUUUCAACUAUUUAAUUACGUACUUAAAGGAAAAGCAAACUUCCCUUUCUUAUCUUAACAAUCGAUUUCAAUUGGUUUGGUAUUUAACAAAUAAUUAAUUGAGCUCUGUUUUAAAAACUUUAAGCC